UCCACUGGCCUCCUCCGGCUGCCGUAGUUUCCGCCGGCUCGUCGCCUGGCUACGUUGGCAACAUGGCGUCGUCAGAUGUUCACGUUCGAAUAUGUGAACAAGAAAUAGUCAAAUAUGACUUGGAAAUAAAGGCUCUUAUCCAGGAUAUUACUGAGUGCGCAGGACCACAGAGUAAGCUGACAGAACUGAAUGUGGAUGUCAAAAAUAGCUUCCACAGUCUCAGAUUGCGGAUUCAGGAUUUAGCACAGAUGGCGAUGGAACAGGACAAAGAGUCAGACAAGCAAGCUUUGUUGAAUCAGGUAGAGGGACACAGAAAACAGAUGUUGAGUAAUCAGACUGCUUGGAGGAAAUCCAACCUGGCCUGCAAACUGUCUAUUGACAACAUGGAAAAGCAAGCACUUCUGAACAACGCCAACAGUGACGUGAGACAAAGGAAGAUGACCAAAGAGGGGAUGAGCCAAACAGCCAGUAGCAUUACUGAGAAUCUGAUGAGUAUCAGCCGAAUGAUGGCCCAGCAGGUUCAGCAGAGCGAGGAGACCAUGACCACACUAGCCACCUCCUCAAAGACAAUCCAAGAGACCAGUGAUGAAUUUAAGGCGAUGACGGGGACCAUUCAGCUUGGGAGGAAGCUUAUCACCAAGUACAACCGCAGAGAACUCACUGACAAACUGCUUAUUUUCCUGGCGUUAGCACUUUUUCUUGCCACAGUUCUUUAUAUCCUGAAGAAGAGACUGUUUCCUUUCCUCUAGACUGCUGGCACAGUGUAUUCAGUCUACUGUGUCCUCAAAUGUCUCAAAAUCUCUAAACCUUCACCACACUUUACCUCCUGCUGUAUAGACUGAACAGUGUCCUAUAACAUGACGGUAAACUGCACAGGUUCAUGCAGUUUUAUUUAUAGAAUUAUUUCAUGUACAUGAUGUUAAUUAUACAAUCGAAGGACUUGUUUUUUUCUGUCAGAAUACCAGGGUACCUCAAAAAGUUCUCAGCCUCACCCAGAAACCGUCACAUGAGAAAGAUUCUUGCAUUAGUUUUCAAAAUAGUCUCCCUUAGCUCCAGUGCACUCGGUCCACCAAUGUUCAAGCUUCGCUAUGCCUUCACACAAAGAAGGUCACAUCUUCAGGAAGGUACACCUUUUGUUUCCAGGUGGGGCUAAGAACUUUUUUACUCAUAUGUACCUGUAAGCACAGCAAACUGUGCCAGUUGUGUAAGUGAUGCUGUGCAUUGCUUUUAUUGAGGUUGGAUGUGAGGUGAGAUCGUUGGCUCAUUUUAACAUUUUACAUUUCUAGGAAUUUCUGAAAGAUUUCUUUUUUGUAUGUGUCAAAAGU
Thalassophryne amazonica is the source of this 1325-nucleotide messenger RNA. RefSeq names its product vesicle transport protein SEC20-like. NCBI's taxonomy places the organism in Eukaryota, Metazoa, Chordata, Actinopteri, Batrachoidiformes, Batrachoididae. Bases 63 to 749 code for a protein of 228 amino acids. Gene Ontology annotation, biological process: retrograde vesicle-mediated transport, Golgi to endoplasmic reticulum. Gene Ontology annotation, molecular function: SNAP receptor activity. The record is from RefSeq and is a predicted model, not a curated record. Gene Ontology annotation, cellular component: SNARE complex; endoplasmic reticulum. The transcript has 6 exons.